UCAAUAUUUCUGUCGAGUGUCGGCCGCUUAGCCUGACAACUGACGUGUCAGUGUUUGUUGGCAACUUUAGCACUGUGCGUGUACGGGUUAACGGGCGCUGCCGGUGUUUUUAAUAUUGACCGGGUCUAGUUUGGCUCCAAAAUUUAAAUUACGACGUGCAGUUUAUAAAAAUACAUAAAAAGUAAUCAUGACUAGCCGACAAAGUGUUUUAUAUUUAUUCGACGUCGACGGAACUUUGACGAAACCCCGGCAGAUUAUAACAGAUGACUUAAAAAGUUUUUUAAUAGAAAAAGUAAAACCAAGGGUUUCAAUCGGACUCGUCAGUGGUUCCGAUUACGUUAAAAUUGUGGAGCAAAUGGGCGGGGAAGAUGCGACGAACCAAUUCGACUACGUAUUCUGUGAAAAUGGGGUGAUGCAAUACAGACAAGGAGAAUUAAAAAGUACACAAAGUAUAUUGAACUAUAUUGGCGAGGAAACACUUCAAAGGGUCAUUAAUUUCGCUUUAGGUUAUAUGUCCAAGCUCCAGCUUCCAGCCAAGAGAGGAAAUUUUGUAGAGUUUCGUUCGAGUAUGAUAAAUAUUUGCCCCGUUGGCCGAUCUUGUAGUCAGGCAGAGAGAGAAGAGUUCUCUAGAUAUGAUUUAGAACACAACAUAAGAGCAAAAUUUGUGGAAGCACUUCAAAAUGAAUUUGACACGAAAUUGAAAUUUGCUCUCGGAGGGCAAAUCAGUGUCGAUGUUUAUCCUACAGGUUGGGACAAAACUUACUGUCUUCAGCAUAUAGAAAACGAAAACUUCAGUGAGAUUCACUUCUUUGGUGACAAGGUCAUGGCUGGGGGUAACGACCAUGAAAUCUACAAUGACCCACGGACAAUUGGCCACGUAGUAACAUCUCCAGAUGAUACAAAAGAACAGUUAAAACAGUGCUUAAAUAUUAAGUAAAAUGUUAUUUUAAUCUUAUAUUCCAAUAAAUGAGCCACAGAAGUAUCGAGAAAACAUUUCUUC
Molecule: messenger RNA, 1000 nt
Organism: Vanessa atalanta (red admiral)
Lineage: Eukaryota; Metazoa; Arthropoda; Insecta; Lepidoptera; Nymphalidae
Gene: Pmm2
Product: phosphomannomutase
Exons: 1
Coding region: 188-937 (249 amino acids)
Biological process (GO): mannose metabolic process; GDP-mannose biosynthetic process; protein N-linked glycosylation
Cellular component (GO): cytosol
Molecular function (GO): phosphomannomutase activity
Source: RefSeq, a predicted model, not a curated record